AUGCGGAAGCUAUGGAUAUUGGUCGCAACUGGGCAACUCCUGGGUUCAACUGCAUCCACAACUACUCAAGCUGCUCAUGAUGAUACUACUGCAGCUGCUCAUCAUGAGACUACUCUAGCUGCUCAUGAUGCAGAGUCGCUGGGAGAGCAUGUGCAUCCACAUGCAGUGCUGUUGUUUCCCGUGCUGUCAAUGCUUAUAGGUUUGACGAUUACCCACGUCACUUCGCGGUUCCGAUGGCUGCGCACCAUCCCCUACACGGUCUCCUUGCUGCUCGUGGGUGUUUGCCUCGGAUUUCUGGACGUCAAGACCUCGGGCGGUCUCGGAACGCUGUCGCAGAGCCUGAGCCUCUGGGUGACCAUCGACCCCCAUCUACUUCUCUAUGCGUUUCUGCCCGUGCUGCUUUUUGGGGAUGCGAUGUCAAUCGUUUGGCAUGAUUUUCGGCAAACAGCAGCUCAAUGCUUGGUCUUAGCAGGACCUGGCGUCCUCAUUGGAACCUCCCUCAUCUAUUUGGUUGCAAAGUAUGUGUUUCCGUAUGGAUGGGACCACUUCGAAUGCGCAGCCUUUGGCAGUAUUUUGGCUGCGACGGACCCUGUGGCCGUGGUGGGGCUCUUGAAGGAGAUGGGAGCAAGCAGGGUGCUGACCAUGCAGAUUGCAGGCGAGUCCCUUCUCAAUGACGGGACGGCGAUCGUCGUGUGGUUGGUGUUCUACAACUUGAUGAAAGGAGAAGAAGCAAAUGCAGAGAUCGUAGUAAGCUUCAUUCGCCUGGCCCUGGGCGGCGUCGUUUUUGGAGCCGCCUGUGGGCUCAUUGGGGCAAGUGUCUAG
Molecule: messenger RNA, 822 nt
Organism: Durusdinium trenchii
Lineage: Eukaryota; Dinophyceae; Suessiales; Symbiodiniaceae
Source: the annotation of a GenBank genome assembly